AUGCAGAGAAGAUGGAUCCAUCCCUCCCUCAUCUCGCUCAUCUCCCUCACCUCCCUCAUCUCGCUCACCUCCCUCACCUUCCUCACCUUCCUCAUCUCGCUCAUCUCCCUCACCUUCCUCACCUCCCUCAUCUCGCUCAUCUCGCUCACCUCCCUCAUCUCGCUCAUCUCGCUCAUCUCCCUCACCUUCCUCACCUCGCUCAUCUCGCUCAUCUCGCUCACCUCCCUCAUCUCGCUCAUCUCCCUCACCUCCCUCAUCUCGCUCACCUCCCUCACCUUCCUCAUCUCGCUCAUCUCGCUCAUCUCCCUCACCUUCCUCACCUCACUCAUCUCGCUCACCUCCCUCAUCUCGCUCAUCUCCCUCACCUUCCUCACCUCCCUCAUCUCGCUCACCUCCCUCAUCUCGCUCAUCUCCCUCACCUUCCUCACCUCGCUCAUCUCGCUCAUCUCGCUCACCUCCCUCAUCUCGCUCACCUCCCUCACCUCGCUCAUCUCCCUCAUCUCGCUCACCUCCCUCAUCUCGCUCAUCUCCCUCAUCUCGCUCAUCUCCCUCACCUCCCUCAUCUCGCUCAUCUCGCUCAUCUCCCUCACCUUCCUCACCUCGCUCAUCUCCCUCAUCUCGCUCAUCUCGCUCACCUCCCUCACCUUCCUCACCUCGCUCAUCUCGCUCAUCUCCCUCACCUUCCUCACCUCCCUCAUCUCGCUCACCUCCCUCAUCUCGCUCAUCUCCCUCACCUUCCUCACCUCGCUCACCUCCCUCACCUUCCUCACCUCCCUCAUCUCGCUCAUCUCCCUCACCUUCCUCACCUCCCUCAUCUCGCUCAUCUCCCUCACCUUCCUCACCUCGCUCAUCUCGCUCAUCUCGCUCACCUCCCUCAUCUCGCUCACCUCCCUCACCUCGCUCAUCUCCCUCAUCUCGCUCACCUCCCUCAUCUCGCUCAUCUCCCUCAUCUCGCUCAUCUCCCUCAUCUCGCUCAUCUCCCUCACCUCCCUCAUCUCGCUCAUCUCCCUCAUCUCGCUCAUCUCCCUCACCUUCCUCACCUCGCUCACCUCCCUCACCUUCCUCACCUCCCUCAUCUCGCUCAUCUCCCUCACCUUCCUCACCUCCCUCAUCUCGCUCAUCUCCCUCACCUUCCUCACCUCGCUCAUCUCCCUCAUCUCGCUCACCUCCCUCAUCUCGCUCAUCUCCCUCAUCUCGCUCAUCUCCCUCACCUCCCUCAUCUCGCUCAUCUCCCUCAUCUCGCUCAUCUCCCUCACCUUCCUCACCUCGCUCAUCUCGCUCAUCUCGCUCACCUCCCUCAUCUCGCUCAUCUCGCUCACCUCCCUCACCUCCCUCACCUCGCUCAUCUCGCUCAUCUCGCUCAUCUCGCUCACCUCCCUCAUCUCGCUCACCUCCCUCAUCUCGCUCACCUCCCUCAUCUCGCUCAUCUCGCUCAUCUCGCUCAUCUCGCUCAUCUCGCUCAUCUCGCUCAUCUCGCUCAUCUCGCUCAUCUCCCUCAUCUCCCUCAUCUCCCUCAUCUCCCUCACCUCCCUCAUCUCAACAACUGAAUAA
Knipowitschia caucasica is the source of this 1551-nucleotide messenger RNA. The record is from the annotation of a GenBank genome assembly. Lineage: Eukaryota; Metazoa; Chordata; Actinopteri; Gobiiformes; Gobiidae.